AUGUCGAUGAGCCUGGAGGAUUCCCUCUCGCAACCCCGCCCACCGAAGCCAUGUCCACCGAUCUCAAAUUCCGUCUUUGAGCAGCUCCGUCUCGACGGCAAGGUCGCAAUCGUCACAGGCGCCGCCGCAGGCAUCGGCCUCGCCGUUGCCGAAGCCUACGCCGAAGCAGGCUGCAACUUGGCCCUCUGGUACAACUCCAACAAAUCGGCCCACACCAGAGCCGAAGAGCUCGCCAAGCAAUACUCUAUCAAAGCCAUCGCCUACCAAGUCUCCGUCGAAGACCCCUCAGCCGUCCAGAAAGGCAUCCAGACCGUCCUCAAAGACUUCGGUGACAGAAUCGAUGUCUUCGUCGCCAACGCCGGCACCGCCAUCUCCAAACCUCUUCUCGACAUGACCAUCGACGAGUAUCGCCAGGUCAUGUCCGUCAACCUCGACGGCGUGGUCUACUGCGCGAAGUUUGUCGGCGAGGUCUUCAAGCGUCAAGGCUCCGGGUCCUUGAUUCUCACGUCUUCCAUCAGCGCACAUGUCGUCAACGUUCCGAUCGACCAGCCGAUCUACAACGCCAGCAAAGCCGCCGUGACGCACCUCGGCAAAAGCUUGGCGCGGGAAUGGAGAGAGUUCGCCAGGGUCAAUGUGGUCAGCCCUGGCUUCUUCAACACGAACAUGGGUGCAAGCGAGAACGUCAAGGAUGAGGCGCAUCGCAUGGCGGUCUUGGGAAGGCAGGGAGAUGUCAAGGAGUUGAAGGCGGUGUAUUUAUGGUUGGCGAGUAGUGCGGGUGGUUUUGCGACUGGAAGUGAUGUUUUGGUUGAUGGCGGCUAUACUUUGCAUGAGUGGGGGCCGUCUGAAGGACAUGACAGGGACAUAGGAUUCAGGGGAACGCGGUUGGUGGAUUUCGCUCUCAAUCUUGACGAGGAGAGAUCUGGUAUUGAGGGUGCUCUAUCUAUGGAUACGGCUGAGCUUCCUAUUGCUUAA
Cyphellophora attinorum is the source of this 972-nucleotide messenger RNA. Its product is annotated as putative NADP-dependent mannitol dehydrogenase. The coding region runs from base 1 to 972 and encodes 323 amino acids. Gene Ontology annotation, molecular function: oxidoreductase activity, acting on NAD(P)H, oxygen as acceptor. Gene Ontology annotation, cellular component: intracellular anatomical structure. NCBI's taxonomy places the organism in Eukaryota, Fungi, Ascomycota, Eurotiomycetes, Chaetothyriales, Cyphellophoraceae. The transcript has 2 exons. The record is from RefSeq and is a predicted model, not a curated record.